This is a messenger RNA of Dendrobium catenatum, 1799 nucleotides long. RefSeq names its product phosphoserine aminotransferase 2, chloroplastic-like. The record is from RefSeq and is a predicted model, not a curated record. Gene Ontology annotation, molecular function: O-phospho-L-serine:2-oxoglutarate transaminase activity; pyridoxal phosphate binding. Gene Ontology annotation, cellular component: cytoplasm; chloroplast stroma. The coding region runs from base 170 to 1363 and encodes 397 amino acids. NCBI's taxonomy places the organism in Eukaryota, Viridiplantae, Streptophyta, Magnoliopsida, Asparagales, Orchidaceae. The transcript has a single exon. Gene Ontology annotation, biological process: L-serine biosynthetic process.
AAUUGAAAAAUAAAUUUCAAACAAAAAUUGUGUAUACAUAUAUUACUUAAAACAAAUUAUCAAUAUUAGUAAAUCCUGCUUUACACGGCCCUUCUAUGCCACCUUUGGUUCCUCCGCUCUCCGAAGAUCUUCAGUCGUGCUGACGCUCACUUCUCCUUCUCCUCCUUUCAUGGCCACCGCCACAUUGUCCUCGACUUCCCUAACGUAUCUCCACUUCAAUUCCUCCUCCUUCUGGCGCCGCCGCUUCUCCAUCUCCUGCGCUGCUGUCCUCGACCGCGGCAUCUACAACUUCGCCGCUGGCCCAGCUACCCUCCCUGAAUCUGUCCUCCUGAAAGCCCAAUCCGAGCUAUACAACUACCGUGGCUCCGGCAUGAGCAUCAUGGAGAUAAGCCACCGCGGCAAGGAGUUCGACGCUGUCAUCAAGAAAGCCGAGUCUGAUCUCCGAAGCCUCCUCUCCAUUUCCGAUGACUUCGCCGUUCUCUUCCUCCAAGGAGGCGCCACCACCCAAUUCUCCGCCGUCCCUCUCAACCUCUGCAUGCCCGAAGACUCCGCCGAUUACAUCGUUACCGGAUCUUGGAGCGUUAGGGCAUCAAAAGAAGCCCAGAAGUUCUGCAAGCCAAACGUUAUUUGGUCUGGGAAAUCGGAGAAAUAUACUCGGAUUUGUUCUUUUGAUGAGAUCCCACAAACCCUAGAUGCUAAAUACCUUCAUAUUUGUGGGAACGAAACCGUCCAAGGGGUUGAGUUCAAGGAUUACCCGAAUCCAAUGAACAAAAGCUCGAUUCUCGUUGCUGACAUGUCCUCCAAUUUCUGCUCGAAACCUGUAGACAUAUCUAAGUUCGGCGUGAUCUACGCCGGCGCGCAGAAGAACGUUGGACCUUCAGGCGUCACCAUUGUUAUCAUCCGCCGAGCUCUGCUUGGCCAUGCGCAGCCGAUCGCCCCCGUGAUGCUUGAUUACAAGGCACAUGCAGACACCGAUUCGCUCUAUAACACGCCGCCCUGUUUUACGAUUUACAUCUGCUCUCUGGUUUUUGAGUAUCUGCUACAUCAGGGUGGGCUUGUGGCGAUGGAGAAGAAGAAUGAGAAGAAGGCUGGUGUUCUAUAUGACGCCAUUGAUGCGAGUGGUGAGUUCUAUGUCAGCCAUGUUGAAAAAUCCGUGAGAUCUUUGAUGAAUGUGCCCUUCACUUUGCAAAGGUCGGAGCUUGAGAAGAAGUUUAUUGAAGAGGCUGCGAAGGAGGGGAUGGUUCAGCUCAAGGGGCAUUUAUCGGUGGGCGGAGUUCGGGCCUCGAUAUAUAAUGCAAUGCCGCUUGCCGGAGUGGAGAAGCUGGUUGCUUUCAUGAAGGAUUUCCAGGCUAGGCACCCUUGAGCUUUACUUACAAAACUACCAAAAUGUAUUUACCACCUCAAAAUUAACCCUCGAAUUCGGACGCAUCACAUCAUCCAAUGCUGCAUUGGGUGAUAUGACGUGACCAAAUUAACAUCUAGACACGUUCGGACACCGCACACUUCCCUUUGCCUAUCUGCUUGAAAUAUUCCGUUGUGAUCUACAUCAGCUGACUAAUAUCUCGACCCGGACACUUGGACUUGGAAUCACAAUUACUCGUAUAAUCCUCGAAAGCUAGAGCUCAUGUAAUAUAUGAGCUCGAAUAUUGGCUCCGGAUCAAGCUUGUAAUUAUAGCUUAGUAAAUUAAGCUUAGAGCUUGUUAAAGAGUUGAGUUUGAACCAGCUAAUUUCCAAGGAAAUAACAUUGAAAAAUCUCCAUUUGGUAAAAAUUAAAAAAAAAUAUAAAAUGGCACAAUUGU